AUGUGGACGCCGACACAAUUUCUCAGCUUACUCGUCUUCUUCGCUGCCUGUGCCCAAGGUGCACCGACAAAAGAGGUUCGUGCAGACGUUGAGGGAAAAUGCAGCAGGGUGCAAGUAGCGAUCCUCGGCGCUGGCCUCGCCGGAAUCACUGCCGCCAAGGUGUUAGACGAUGCAGGCAUCAAGAAUUUCACAAUUAUUGAGUACAACGACCGAAUCGGCGGCCGUGUGUACAAUCGCGCUUUUGGGAAGCAGCCAAAUAGUGACGAGCCUUACUUUGUAGAACUCGGCGCGAACUGGUAUGAAGAUAUCUAUCUUCUUGAUAGUCCAACUAAUGAUGUCGAUAGGGUCCAAGGCACUGAAAAUCCAACCGAAGAGAAUCCAAUCCUGACAUCGGUCAAAAAUUACAACCUAACCAAUACACCUUCCGACUUCUCCAAUCUGACAGUCUUUGAUGAGACUGGUCAAGUGCACCCUGGCAGGUUAUCGGGAAGAUUCAAAGAGCUUCAAUCGCUAUACGAUAACGCCACUGAAGAGUAUCAGUACGACGCUGGUGAAAUAAUUCUUCAGAAUCAGCUAGACCGCAGUGCCCGUGCCGGCCUCGCUAUCGCCAACUGGAAGCCGGGCAGUGAGCCGCUGGCCCAAGCGAUCGAGUGGUCUUCGAUUGAUUUCGAAUAUGCCAAUCCUCCGGAAAAGACGUCUCAGCAGUACUCGGUCGUCAACACCAACACAUCCUUCCAACGUUGGGCGGACGAAAACAACCUUGUACACGAUGCCCGAGGAUUUGCCACCUUCUUCAAGGAGGAAGCCAAAUUGUUCCUGGACGAGAGUAGCCAAUUGAAACUCAAGACGAUUGUGGAGAACAUCACCUACUCUUCAGAAUCCGUCACGGUAUACAAUGGAGACGGCAGCUGCAUCACCGCCGACUACGCUAUCUGCACGUUCUCGCUAGGUGUCUUGCAAAAGGAGGUGAUCAGCUUCUCGCCAGAGUUGCCACCUUGGAAACGGACUGCCAUCCAAUCCAUGACCAUGGGAACCUACACAAAGAUAUUCAUGCAAUUCAAGCCAGAAGAUGUAUUCUGGGACAAGAGCACUCAGUUCUUCCUAUACGCCGAUCCAGUCCAGCGGGGUUACUAUCCUUAUUUCCAGUCCCUAGACCACAAAGACUUUAUAGAUGGCUCGGGCAUCCUCUUUGUCACCGUGGUCGACCAACAAUCAUACGUUGUGGAGGCCCAGGACUUUAAUAUAACCAAGAGCCAGAUCAUGGAAGUUCUGAGGGAUAUGUUCCAGCGGGAGAUUCCUGAUCCCAUCGACUUUUACUAUCACAACUGGACUCGCGAGCCUUGGGUGUACGGAUCCUACUCGAAUUGGCCGCCGGGUCUGACGUUGGAGAUGCAUCAAAACAUCCGCGCCAAUCUCGGGAAUCUGUGGUUCGCUGGCGAGGCGACUCAUCCACAAUACUUUGGGUUCCUGCAGGGCGCGUAUUACGAGGGUAUGAAUGCGGGCGAGGCUGUUGUAGGCUGUAUCAAGAACAAGGGGGAUUGUGUCAGAGGGGUCGCGUACGAGGUUUUGAAUGGAACGACUACUACUGACAAAUAUUCAAAGGUCAACGGGUGGAGUACCAAAACAUUCGUCAAAGAGCUUGGUAUAAACAUCAAAAGCUGA
This is a messenger RNA of Colletotrichum aenigma, 1662 nucleotides long. It is a transcript of the gene PAO, whose product is annotated as Polyamine oxidase. Bases 1 to 1662 code for a protein of 553 amino acids. Gene Ontology annotation, molecular function: oxidoreductase activity. The transcript has a single exon. Lineage: Eukaryota; Fungi; Ascomycota; Sordariomycetes; Glomerellales; Glomerellaceae. The record is from RefSeq and is a predicted model, not a curated record.